This is a messenger RNA of Aspergillus thermomutatus, 846 nucleotides long. RefSeq lists its product as uncharacterized. The record is from RefSeq and is a predicted model, not a curated record. The transcript is spliced from 2 exons. The coding region runs from base 1 to 846 and encodes 281 amino acids. Lineage: Eukaryota; Fungi; Ascomycota; Eurotiomycetes; Eurotiales; Aspergillaceae. Gene Ontology annotation, molecular function: acyltransferase activity, transferring groups other than amino-acyl groups; hydrolase activity.
AUGUCGGCCAUCUCGAUCAAGAAAGGGCCAAUUCAGCUUGCUGGCUUGCUGCACAAGCCUGCGACAUCGUCCAGCUCCAAGUUUCCUGCAAUCGUGAUAGUACAUCCUGGUGGUGGCGUCAAAGAGCAGACGGCCGGUCUCUAUGCAAAGAAGCUCGCUCAAGAGGGUUUCGUCACCGUCUCCUACGAUGCCUCUCACCAGGGCGAGAGUGGAGGCGAGCCUCACUUUCUGGAGGACCCAGCGGCAAGAGUCAGCGACGUAUGGAGCGUCGUCGACUACCUCGAGCAGCAGGAAGACGUUGACGCCAGCAAGAUCGGUAUCCUCGGCAUUUGUGCCGGCGGAGGCUACGCCGUUGCAGCCGCGAAAGCAGAUUAUCGCUGGUACGGUGACGAACCUGCUUCUAAGCAUGUCGAGUCCCUCAAGAUAGCUGCUCAGCAAAUUUCAGCCGAAAACCAGGGCGCUGAGAUGGCUGCUGCACCGUAUGUGCCGCCUCAACCAGACGACAAGACUCCCGCAGAUCUCAGAGAAGCACACAACUAUUAUCUUACACCGCGCGCGCAGCAUCCCCGUGCUGAGAACAAGAUGCUCAUUCGAAGUUUUCCGCGUGUCCUCAACUUUGACGCUUUCCACCUGGCGGAUGUGUUCUUAACGCAGCCCACUCUCCUCAUUGCGGGUGAAAAGGCUGGUUCUCUCUGGCACACAGAGAACCUGGACAAAAAGAUAGGAGGGGCCACGAAGAAGGUGAUUGUGCCGAAUGCAGCCCAUAUGGACUUUUAUGACAACGAGCAAUAUGUCAAUCCGGCGGUCAAGGAUAUCUCGGAGUUUAUGAAGGCCAAUCUGUCAUGA